AUGACACUGGGCGCUAGUGGCUCUUUCUAUGAGACCUCCUCGAAUGGUGAUAGGAGGCCCUGUGGGUUGAAGAUGUCGACCUCCAACUCCUUGGCAGACCCCAAAGCCAAAAACUGUGAAGCCGAUACAAAGCACGCCUGUGCAAAAGGGAAGCUACUUUGCCAGGAGGAACUGGUCGUCACCGAAACACUUGCUACAUCGCCAGACUCCUUGAACCUCUCAUCUCCGGUGAGUUCCAACCACAAGGAGUGUAACUUCUGCGGCGGAAAGUUCCUGCCCGAAGCCACAGCCUUCAUGGAGGAUGGGAAGCCUUUCAGAUGUCAAUACGCCUUGGAUGAGAUCCGCCGAGGUGAUUCACACUUUUCCUGCGUCGAGGCAGCAGAGCGGCUGGUGGACUGCUGUGCAGACACGCCGGCUGAGCCGACAGAGACUCAGUGGACCGGCGCGCCCUGCGAGCUGUGCGCUGGCCACGGCGAGCUCAAUGGCUCAGCCGUGGCCAUGAUCCUCUCCGGUGACCCCAUGAACUGCUCCACUGCGCAGCAGCUGCUUCGCACCGGCCGGGCGCCCAUUAGUUGCGAAACGGCGCAAAGUUCCGAACUGCUAGGGCGCUGUUGCGCUUCGAGUGGCUAUUCCUCCAGCAGGAAUUGCAGUAUUUGUGCUCCGGGGGAGACCUUCCUCCCGGAGGCCACCGAUCCCAGUGGCGACCGCACCUGUGCCGAUGCCCGCACCGCACUCGCGGCAUCCAGCGGAAGGUGUGGCGCAGAGGAACUGAAGGAGACCUGCUGCAAAUGCAAUCUUUGCGAUGACGGUGAGAGCUUCUUGCAGAAUGCCAUCGCUUCGGAGGGAGACGUGCGGAUGCCCUGCCAAGAUGCCCUGCGCCUGGCAGGAAAUGCUUCCGUGUCGUGUCGGGAGGCCAGAUCACGUUGGUCUGACAGCUGCUGCGCAGGCCCAGAUGAAGCCUCGGAGGCUGAAGCGCAUGGCGAGGAGGCCACGCCGUUCUGCAAAAGCCUUUGCUUGAAGACCGACGUCAAAGACUGGAACAUGACCUGCGAGGAGCUGCAGGAGCUGGAGUGCGCUUCGACACAUUUUUUCCAAACCAUCAGCGCAUGUGAGCGAAGGCUUUGUGUUUGGUCUGCUCCAAGCUGCACGGUGGACUUUACCCAAGCCUGCAUCAGCUGCAACUGGCCUUGCGGACGAAAGGCGACCACUAUGCGAACAUCCACCACGACGACCACCACAGUGACCACUAGCAGCACGAGCACUUCAACCUCCACCAGCACUUCGACCAGCACCGUAACUGGCAUUGAGACUGCGUCGGGCGUUUCACUGACGCUGGCCUCGGACUACACUGUGGACGGGGUGGCGGUGCCCGAGCGAUGCUUCGAGUUCUGCAGCCUCACGGACGUCAGGAGCAUGUUCCUGACUUGUGUGCAGCUCUCGCAGAGUUUGUGCGAGUCGGGGAACUUCUACCAGACGGACGCCGUGGGCGACCGGCGCCAUUGCCGAUUUGAUGAAGAGUGCUUUGUUGAUGACUCCUUCGUAUGCAACGCCAGCUGGCCGAUUUGCCAAGUGGCUGAAAGUUCGACAGCUUCAGCUGAAGCAUCAACCACCACGGAGUCGACCCAUGAGAAUUCUACAGAGACCUCUGUGAGCGAAGCAUCGCACCUCCCCACCGGACCGCCGACGGACGGCCCGCAGACGGCCUCGCGGACGGUGGCAUCCGAAAUGGCCAAGGCGGUGGAAGCAGCUGCUCACGAAUGCUUGGCUUCUGGUUCCACGGACCAAGCGCUGGUGCGGAUCUUGAAACGCUCCGUGGCGCAGACGCCGCUCAUGAUUGCCUCCCCCGCGGAGCGCGCGCUGAAGAAGGCCUUGGACGUGGCGCUGCUGAUGGGUUUCUCCGAGGAUCAGCUGAAGCAAGCCUUCACCCGAGCAGGUGUCGCCCUGCCAGGUGACGACGGCAACCCACUCUUUUGCGCGUCCCUUUGUUCGAAGAAGAAAGUCUCUGCUUGUGAUGGCUGCAGCCUGCAGCAGUGCGCCACUGGCGAUUUCUAUGUGGAAAACGCCCUGUGCGAAAUGUCUGAGGAUGAAGAUCGCUGUAUCCAGGGCACCCGCUUCUCCUGCAACGUCUCCUGCGCGCACGAGCAAGUGGAAGCAGAUGAAGAGAAGUUGGCACCGGAUGUGUUUUGCCGCUCGCUGUGUGCGAAGAAGGCGGUGGUGCACUGCAGCGCCUUGUUGGAUGAGGACUGCAAAUCAGACCGGUUCUACACGGAGACCAGACAGGGCUUCGUACUGUGCGCAUGGGAUGAGGAUGAACGAAACUGCGGCAUAGGCCGGCAAGUGCAGCCUUGUCGACAGCUCGACAGCUGUGAAACCACCUCAAGUUCUACUGAGGGCAUCAGGAAUUCAACCACCCCAACCACGACCGCCGCCAAGACAAUCAGCAGCGACUCCAAUGCACGCUUGGGCGACUUCGCCUCCGCCCAGAUGCGCCUGGCCCACGGCGGCUGCCCCACGGAGGAUUGCCAGGAGGAGGUCAACAGCGCGAAGUGUGACAGCAGCGAAUGGAAGCUGACUGGCAAGUGCCGAUGCCAUUGCAAGAAGUACCGGCCAAAUAUUGUGAUGAUCUUGGCCAACAGCAUGGGCUUCAACGAUUUCUUCGACUCCACGGAUCUCACAGCUUCUGCGUGGCCCUACGUGACCUCCAUCCUGCCUGAGUCGAUUCGCCUCAACAGUUCCUAUGCAGAAGUAGCCAGCGCCCCCUCGAGGGCCUCCUUCCUCACAGGCCGGUGGCAGCAACACCUGCUGCCCGCAGAGACUCCGUCACUGAGUGUCGAGCAGGCAUUUGGAUCCAAGGGCUGGUCCCCGCUGGGCGUCUCCCACCACCGGCAGUUGGGUUCCACUGCUGGCGCUUUCUCGCAGGGAGCCGAGCGCACGGUGGCGCAGAAGCUCAAUGCUGCGGGAUACAAGUUGUACCAUUGA
Durusdinium trenchii is the source of this 2979-nucleotide messenger RNA. NCBI's taxonomy places the organism in Eukaryota, Dinophyceae, Suessiales, Symbiodiniaceae. The record is from the annotation of a GenBank genome assembly.